AAAAAAAAAACCAAGAAAAUCUCUCUUCCUUUUUAUCACUUAACGUGUCUUUUACUAAACGUCGUCGUAUGCGGAUAUCUUUUUGUGCUCCUAACGGGCCAAUUUUCAUCUCUAACCUCACUUCCUUCUUCAUCUGCAAUGGAAGCGAGAAUCAUCCACCAAAUUCAAAUCCCGAAGAACCCUAAUCGCAGAUUAUCUCGUCCUCCCCUAGAUUUCCCGCCCUUUAUCAGAGCUUCUUCUUCAACCUCGCAGGAGCAGAAAAGUUACAGAGGUCCGAAACCGAGCAAGAACUUGGUGGCCGAUUUCGUCUCCAGAAACGAUGACUCGGUACGGAGCUUGCCGAUCUACGUCGGAGGCGCUUCUCUCUUGGCCGUUCUCUUCAAUCGCGCUGUUUCGGGCAUCGCUCCCGUCGCCGAUGCUAGCAGCUCACAGUCUAGAGCAGAUCUAUUGGCGCUUGGCUUAGCCGUCACCAAUCUAUUGACCGGUUUAGUCUGGUUAUCGAUUCGACCUAAGUCCAUAACACCAGUAGAGCCUGAAGGUGUGGAAUGUAAAGUUGUAGAAUCCAAUCUUCCUGCAUCAAUGGUCUCUGAAUUAUUAUGGGCAUGGGAAUCUCUUAAGACAGCAACAUGUUGUAAGUCUCUGGUUAUUGUCUACAAUGGAAUUUGCCUUAUUCAAAUCGGGAUGGUUGCUGAAUCUCCAGAGGAUAAGAAAGCAAUCAUAGUAAACACUGAUAAACUGAUGCAAGGAUCGGUUUACCAAGGCGUAAUGAGAUCGAAAGCUCAAAGUUACUUGGCCAAUCUUUCUCUUUACCCUGGGAGAUCACAGCUGCCAUUUCUACCUGCAAAUACACAGCCGCUUGGAGAUAAAGGAGUUGCAGUUAUUGGCGGAAACACAAUAAGAGGCUUCACAUCUUCAGAUCAAGCUUGGAUUUCUUCAAUUGGGGAGAAGCUAGAUGCGACUUUGGGGAGAUAUUUUAUUGAUUCUGCAGAAAUUUCCCAAGAAACAGAGCGGGAAAACGGAAAACAGAUAUAAAACAGCACAAAGCAUAGAUCACUGUGGGGGAAAAAAAGAAGAAGGAACUAUUCAUUAUGUGAUCAUGUGGUUACACAAAGUCGGAAUGAAUGUAAAAAUAGCUUGUACAUUAGCAUAGAGUUUAUGCAUUACAAGAUUAAAAUAAUGAAUCUUCAUCACAAGCUAAACUUUGCAAGUGUUGUCUCAGGUACUGUUGAAUUUUCUUUUUCAGUUCUGUAGACACGAGUUUCGUUUGUGGUUUCCGUUUUGUGUUAUGGUGCGAGAGACUAACAAAUCAGUUGAGAUUACGCUGAGUGAUGUCUCUAGACCACGAACUCGUUUCUCCAGAGAUUGCAUCCCGUUCUGAGAGCUCUCCAUGAAUCUCUGAAAGAGAUCUAAGAGACUGUUCUGUUGUUUUUCGAUCUGAGUGAUUUGGCUUCUUAUCAGAGACAACUCUUCUGCAUUCUUUCUCUGACAAGAACUGCUUCCUUCAGAACUAUCUUCGUCACUACUCUGAACAACAACUUGUGACUGGUUAGAGCCGUUGUCGUUGACCUUAGAUGGCUUUUGCUUUGCCGGGAACAGAACCCUUUUAGCUCGAUUCUGCUUCUCUUUCGUCUCCACAGCUUCUUUACUAUCUUUCUCUUCAACAUCUUUUAACUUUGAGCUUAAUGUUGCGCUUGAGUUCGUAUCUUUGCCUUUCAGUGUGUUGUUGCUUCUUUUAGAAGUUGCAGAAGAAGCUGAUUUGGAGAAGGAAGAAGACUCUGUCGCAGACAAACCAGAAGAAGCUAAUUUGGAAGACUCUGUAGAAUCACUUUCAGGCUGCUUCCAUAGACUCAGUGUACGAUUCAUCGUCUCUCUGACAAGUUUAACCUUAUCAAAUCUUCUGCUCUCAAGAAUAUCUACACAGGCUUUCUUAUACAAAGGAGCCAAUUCUUGUUCCGCCAUAGCUACUCUAGCCAUCGUCUCUGCAGCAGCUUUUCUCGCAUGCCAAUCGUUGCUGCUUAGAAACUCAGAGACGUUCGGUAAAAGCCAAUCUAACACCGCCUUGUCGCUGUUUCUUCCAUUAAUGGCUCCGAUUAUGCUUCCUAUUGCUCCUAGAAGUUCCGGUUUCGCCUUGAAACCUUCCGAUUUUAGCAAUUUUCCAAUUUUAGGAAGCGCUUUUUGCAACUGCUCUACGUCAGGCUCGUCAGCGGCGUCAACCGCCGCCGCGAGGCACACGGCGGCGCCGAUCUGAGCGUUGGGAUCGCAAUCGUGGAUUAGGGUUUCGAUCAUUGGUCCCGCGAGGAUAGAGAAAGGCGAUCCGGUGAUGCUGGUUGUCAUAUCGACGGACGCGGCGGCGCAAGCGGCGCGGACGGAGGAGUCGGGAUCGCGUAGACGGCGGAGGACGGUGGAGACCAUCUUGGAGAGAUGAGGAGCGAGAAUAUCUCCAUGGGAGCGAGAGAGCACGGAGAGGAGCGAGACGCAGUGUUUCCUAACCGGAGAUUUCGCGGAAGAGUCUGUGCUCUGGAGACAGUUUAUAAACAGAGAGAAAGUCUCCGGAGUUAGGUUUAGAGCGAUGGAAUCAAGCUCUGCGGCGGCGAGAGCCAACGUAUCGCGAUCGGAGAGUCGAUUGAGACAGGCGAUGACUCGCUGCUUGAGAUCGGUAACCGUCGCCGGCGAAGAACGGAUUUGAACGGAAGGCAUUAUUCCAAGUAAAGGAAGUCACCGGAGAUUAUCGGUUUUUUUUGUCGCUAGCAGAAAUCCGCCAUGUAUAAGGAGAGAAGAAGAAAGGCUUUUGUGGAGAGAAAGAAAAUAGAUUUGGCGGCAGAAAAAGGCAACGGAGAAGAUGACUGAACGGUUGGUACUUGGCUUUUAAACAAGACUCGUCUUUGGCUUGCC
Molecule: messenger RNA, 2892 nt
Organism: Thlaspi arvense
Lineage: Eukaryota; Viridiplantae; Streptophyta; Magnoliopsida; Brassicales; Brassicaceae
Source: the annotation of a GenBank genome assembly